Dipodomys ordii (Ord's kangaroo rat) is the source of this 6118-nucleotide messenger RNA. It is a transcript of the gene Nup205, whose product is annotated as nucleoporin 205kDa. NCBI's taxonomy places the organism in Eukaryota, Metazoa, Chordata, Mammalia, Rodentia, Heteromyidae. Gene Ontology annotation, biological process: nuclear pore organization. Gene Ontology annotation, cellular component: nuclear pore inner ring; nuclear pore. Bases 175 to 5940 code for a protein of 1921 amino acids. Gene Ontology annotation, molecular function: structural constituent of nuclear pore. The transcript has 41 exons. The record is from RefSeq and is a predicted model, not a curated record.
UGACGAUUGCGGAUUGCAGCAGAUUUUUGGAGUCUUUUCAGUGCCUUGGGUCGGCCGAGUGCGCUGUUCACCCAGAGCCUCGCGGUAAUCUUUCUGUUCAGGCGUCACCGUGGGCAGCCUAUCCUUUCCUGGGUCCUCCAUGCGGCCGGAGAGCUCCGUUAGUACCCCUCCAAGAUGGCGACGCUGUUGGCGGUAAAUUCGGCUGCUAGCCUAUGGGGUCCUUACAAAGACAUUUGGCAGACCGUUGGAAAUGCUCUUUGGAGAAGACAACCUGAAGCUGUCCACCUUCUUGACAUGAUUUUGAAGAAACACAAACCUGAUUUCAUCUCCUUAUUCAGAAAUCCACCAAAGAAUGUUCAACAGCAUGAGAAGGUCCAGAAAGCCAGUACAGAGGGAGUUGCCAUCCAGGGUCAACAGGGAACCCGACUUCUUCCUGAACAGCUCAUUAAAGAAGCCUUUAUUCUCAGCGACCUUUUCGAUAUUGGAGAAUUGGCAGCUGUGGAGCUUCUCCUUGCUGGAGAGCACCAACAGCCACAUUUUCCUGGUCUCACCAGAGGAUUAGUAGCUGUUCUUUUAUAUUGGGAUGGAAAGCGGUGCAUUUCGAAUUCCCUUAAAGCCUUGGUACAGUCUAGACGAGGAAAGACAUGGACUCUAGAACUCAGUCCAGAGCUGGUCUCUAUGACAACACGCUUUACAGAUGAGCUGAUGGAGCAAGGAUUGACUUAUAAAGUUCUUACUCUGUUGUCACAGAUUGAUGUGAAUAAUGAAUUUGAGAAACUGCAGCGAGAAAGAGGAUUGGGCAGUGAGAAACAUCGUAAAGAGGUUUCUGAUCUCAUUAAGGAGUGUAGACAGUCUCUGGCAGAAAGUCUUUUUGCCUGGGCUUGCCAGUCUCCGUUAGGCAAAGAUGAUACUCUCCUCCUUAUUGGACAUUUGGAAAGAGUGACAGUUGAGGCUAAUGGCUCUCUGGAUGCUGUGAAUCUGGCUCUUCUUAUGGCUCUUCUGUACUGUUUUGAUAUCAGUUUUAUAGAGCAAAGCACUGAAGAACGAGAUGAUGUGAUUCAUCAGCUUCCACUAUUGACAGAGAGGCAGUACAUUGCAACAAUUCACUCUCGUCUUCAGGACUCUCAGCCUUGGAAACUGCCUGGGCUUCAAGCCACUAUUAGACUUGCUUGGGCACUGGCUUUGAGGGGAAUAUCUCAGUUACCUGAUGUGACAGCUUUGGCUGAAUUCACAGAAGCAGAUGAGGCAAUGGCAGAACUUGCAAUUGCUGACAGUGUUUUCCUGUUCCUCACUGAGUCUGUGGUGGUGUCCGAAAACUUCUAUCAAGAGGAAUUUUAUAUCCGAAGAACUCAUAACCUCAUCACAGAUUUCCUGGCACUCAUGCCAAUGAAGGUGAAACAACUGAAGAAUCGUGCAGAUGAAGAUGCACGAAUAAUUCAUAUGAGUGUGCAGAUGGGUAAUGACCCCCCUAUUUCACUCAGAAGGGAUCUGGAACACUUAAUGCUCUUGAUUGGUGAACUAUAUAAAAAAAAUCCCUUUCAUUUGGAGCUUGCCCUAGAAUAUUGGUGUCCCUCUGAGCCUUUGCAGACUCCCACUAUCAUGGGUUCUUAUCUGGGCGUGGCUCAUCAGAGACCUCCUCAACGCCAGGUUGUCUUAUCAAAGUUUGUUAGGCAAAUGGGUGACCUCUUGCCUCCAACUAUUUAUAUUCCUUAUUUGAAAAUGCUCCAAGGUUUGGCCAAUGGACCUCAGUGUGCCCACUACUGUUUCAGUCUGCUCAAAGUCAAUGGUAGUAGUCAUGUUGAGAAUAUUCAGGGAGCAGGUGGUAGUCCUGUUUCCUGGGAACAUUUCUUUCACUCGUUGAUGCUUUAUCAUGAACACCUCCGGAAGGAUCUUCCAAGUGCAGAUAGUGUCCAGUACCGUCACCUCCCUUCACGUGGUAUCACCCAGAAAGAGCAAGAUGGACUGAUUGCUUUUUUGCAACUCACAUCUACCAUCAUUACUUGGAGUGAAAAUGCCCGCUUGGCACUCUGUGAGCAUCCCCAGUGGACGCCUGUUGUGGUGAUUCUGGGCCUACUGCAGUGCAGCAUUCCCCCUGUUCUCAAGGCCGAGCUGCUGAAGACAUUGGCAGCGUUUGGAAAGUCUCCUGAAGUUGCUGCAUCCCUCUGGCAGUCCUUGGAGUACACUCAGAUACUGCAGACUGUCAGGGUUCCAAGCCAGAGGCAAGCAAUUGGGAUAGAGGUUGAACUCAAUGAAAUAGAAUCCCGAUGUGAAGAAUACCCAUUGACUCGGGCCUUUUGCCAGUUGAUCAGCACCCUGGUGGAGAGCUCAUUUCCUUCUAAUUUGGGCGCUGGUCUGCGGCCCCCUGGCUUUGACCCCUAUUUGCAGUUCCUUAGAGAUUCUGUGUUUCUCCGAUUUCGUACAAGAGCCUACAGGAGAGCUGCUGAAAAGUGGGAAGUUGCUGAGGUAGUUUUGGAGGUGUUUUAUAAACUACUCAGAGAUUAUGAGCCUCAGCUUGAAGAUUUUGUGGAUCAGUUUGUGGAACUACAAGGAGAAGAAAUCAUAGCUUAUAAGCCACCCGGCUUUAGUCUGAUGUAUCACCUUCUGAAUGAGUCUCCAAUGUUGGAACUUGCUCUUAGUUUACUGGAAGAAGGAGUUAAGCAGCUUGAUACCUAUGCUCCCUUUCCUGGAAAGAAGCAUCUGGAGAAAGCAGUACAGCAUUGUCUUGCACUUCUCAACCUUACUAUGCAAAAGGAAAAUCUCUUUAUGGAUCUUUUAAGAGAGAGUCAACUGGCUCUCAUAGUGUCUCCUUUAGAACAGCUGUUACAGGGAAUUAACCCCAGAACUAAGAAGGCAGACAAUGUGGUAAACAUUGCCAGGUACCUGUAUCAUGGGAAUACUAAUCCAGAAUUAGCUUUUGAAAGUGCCAAGAUUCUAUGCUGUAUCUCUUGCAACUCUAAUAUUCAGAUAAAAUUGGUUGGAGAUUUCACUCAUGACCAGAGUGUAAGCCAGAAGCUGAUGGCUGGAUUUGUAGAGUGUUUGGAUAGCGAAGACACAGAAGAAUUUGUACGUGUAGAAGAGGGCUCAGAACUUGAAAAGAAGUUAGCUGUAAUUCGUCAUGAGACAAGAAUCCACAUCUUGAAUCUUCUCAUCACAUCUCUGGAAUGCAAUCCUCCCAAUCUCGCUCUCUACUUGUUGGGCUUUGAAUUGAAGAAACCUGUCAGUACCACAAACCUACAAGAUCCAGGAGUGUUGGGUUGCCCCCGGACAUGCCUACAUGCUAUCCUAAACAUCUUGGAGAAAGGAACAGAAGGGCGAACAGGGCCGGUGGCAGUGCGAGAAUCUCCUCAACUGGCUGAGCUGUGUUACCAGGUGAUCUAUCAGUUAUGUGCAUGUUCUGAUACAUCUGGUCCUACUAUGAGGUAUUUGAGAACCAGCCAAGAUUUUUUAUUUUCUCAGUUACAACAUCUGCCUUUCUCCAACAAAGAAUAUGAAAUCUCUAUGCUGAACCAAAUGUCAUGGCUUAUGAAGACUGCCUCAAUCGAACUAAGGGUGACUUCUCUGAAUCGUCAGCGGUCACAUACACAGAGGCUCCUACACCUUUUACUGGAUGAUAUGCCAGUAAAACCGUACUCAGAUGGUGAAGGAGGAAUAGAAGAUGAAAAUAGGUCUGUCUCUGGGUUUCUUCACUUUGACACUUCUACAAAAGUACGUCGAAAAAUUCUAAGUAUUCUUGACUCGAUUGACUUCAGUCAGGAGAUACCUGAGCCUUUGCAGUUGGAUUUUUUCGAUCGGGCCCAGAUUGAACAAGUUAUUGCUAACUGUGAGCACAAGAAUUUACGGGGACAGACAGUCUGCAAUGUCAAGAUUCUGGAUGAUGAAGCAGCUCAGGAACUGAUGCCCGUGAUUGCGGGUGCCGUAUUCACUCUGACCGCCCACCUCAGCCAGGCCGUGCGCACAGAACAGAAGCAGCCUCUGGGCUCAGGCCCCAGAGACACCCAGUAUGCCUUUAUGCUUGAUGGUUCCUUCGCCUCACCUCUACCAACUGAGGGUCCCCUCAUGGGGUUUGCUUCAAUUGGAGAUUCUUCACUUCACAUCAUAUUGAAGAAACUUUUAGACUUCAUUUUGAAGACAGGUGGUGGAUUCCAACGCGUGAGAACUCACCUGUAUGGCUCUCUGCUUUAUUACUUACAGAUUGCUCAGAGACCAGACGAACCAGAUACCUUAGAAGCUGCUAAGAAAACCAUGUGGGAAAGACUGACAGCCCCUGAAGAUGUUUUUAGUAAAUUACAGCGAGAAAACAUAGCUAUAAUUGAGAGUUAUGGGGCUGCCCUCAUGGAAGUGGUCUGUCGAGAUGCUUGUGAUGGGCACGAGAUUGGAAGGAUGCUGGCCCUGGCUCUUCUUGAUCGGAUUGUCUCUGUGGAUAAGCAGCAACAGUGGCUUUUGUAUCUCAGUAACAGUGGCUAUCUGAAGGUCCUCGUGGACAGCUUGGUAGAAGAUGAUCGUAAUUUACAGAGCUUACUCACUCCACAGCCUCCUCUUUUAAAGGCCCUUUAUACUUAUGAAUCCAAAAUGGCCUUUCUCACAAGAGUGGCUAAGAUACAGCAGGGCUCUUUAGAGCUACUAAGAUCUGGGGUGAUUGUGAGACUAGCACAAUGCCAAGUCUAUGACAUGCGGCCAGAAACAGACCCACAUGGUGUGUUUGGCGUGAGAGAUCCCCCAAUGUUCAUCCCUACACCUGUGGAUCGCUACCGUCAGAUUCUGCUUCCAGCUCUCCAGCUGUGCCAGGUCAUUCUUACAUCCAGUAUGGCCCAGCACUUGCAGGCAGCAGGGCAGGUGUUGCAGUUUCUCAUUUCCCAUUCUGAUACCAUACAAGCAAUCCUUCGCUGUCAGGAUGUGAGUGCUGGCUCUUUGCAGGAACUGGCUCUGCUGACAGGCAUUAUAAGUAAAGCUGCACUUCCUGGUAUAUUAUGUGAACUUGAUGUUGAUGUAAACGAAGGAUCUCUAAUGGAGCUGCAAGGACAUAUUGGAAGAUUCCAGCGCCAGUGCUUAGGACUGCUAAGUCGCUUUGGUGGUGCUGACAGACUACGGCAGUUUAAAUUUCAAGAUGACAAUGUGGAUCGUGAUAGGGUGAACAAGAAGGAUGAGAUGGAACUGGCCAUGCAGCAGAUUUGUGCCAAUGUAAUGGAAUACUGCCAGUCACUUAUGCUGCAGAGCUCCCCCACCUCCCAGCAUGCAGUGUGUCUUUUCACACCUAGCCUUUCAGAGACCAUUAACAGAGAUGGACCACGGCAAGAUACCCAAGCUCCAGUAGUUCCAUAUUGGCGCCUGCCUGGUUUGGGGAUUAUCGUCUACCUACUGAAACAGAGUGCCAGUGAUUUCUUCACUUAUUAUGACAGUCACCGACGCAGUGUCAACAAGCUACAGAAUGUAGAGCAACUUCCACCUGAUGAGAUAAAAGAGUUGUGUCAGUCUGUGAUGCCUGCUGGUGUUGAUAAAAUCUCCACUGCCCAAAAAUACGUUCUAGCAAGAAGGCGUUUGGUGAAGUUGAUCAACAACCGAGCUAAACUGCUCUCCCUUUGUUCCUUUAUCAUAGAGACCUGCCUGUUUAUUUUUUGGCGCCACCUGGAGUACUACUUGUUACAUUGCACACCCACAGACUCUCAAGAUUCCUUGUUUGCCUCUAGAACUUUAUUUAAAAGCAGAAGAAUACAAGAUUCCUUCUCCUCAGAUGCCAAUCUGGAUUUUCGAAGUAUGCUGACUGUAGUGAGCCAACAUGAUCUAGACCAGCUUCAGUCUGGUGCUGUGAAUGCUUUUGGAGAAUCACUACAAAAGAAGCUUCUGGACAUUGAAGGACUGUAUUCAAAAGUCCGGUCUCGCCAUAGUUUCACCCAGGCUCUCGUGAGACGGAUCCGUGGGCUGCUGAGGAUAUCGAGGAGCUGAGCCUUGCUGACGCCGGGGAGAGGGCUGAGGACACUGCCUCCUUUUUAUAAAUGACUUUCUUUCUAAAUUAUGACCAAAAUAUUUUGAUAUUUCUUUCUUUAUAUAUAGACAUCUUUUCUGUACAUUUUUUGGUCUGAUUUCAUCUUCACAAAUAAAAAAUAAAUACUUUUUAAAAAAA